This is a messenger RNA of Sphaeroforma arctica JP610, 537 nucleotides long. Its product is annotated as 40S ribosomal protein S20. The transcript is spliced from 5 exons. Gene Ontology annotation, biological process: translation. Gene Ontology annotation, molecular function: RNA binding; structural constituent of ribosome. NCBI's taxonomy places the organism in Eukaryota, Ichthyosporea, Ichthyophonida. The record is from RefSeq and is a predicted model, not a curated record. Bases 107 to 457 code for a protein of 116 amino acids. Gene Ontology annotation, cellular component: cytosolic small ribosomal subunit; ribosome.
CGCUGGUAUGGAAAGCAAAUUGGGUAUACAAACUAUUUUGCUCAAUCACCCGCGGCGAGCUUAGUCCUUUUCACACCUCUUCGUCAAUCAGUCAUCCUAAGCCAACAUGGAUAAGAAAGGAGCCUUUUCCGCUGAUGAAGCGAAGAUUCACCGAAUCCGUAUCACCCUUGCCAGUCGCAAUGUAAAGUCCUUGGAAAAGGUCUGUGCCGAUCUGGUUCGUGGUGCCAAGGACAAAGACUUGAAGGUCAAGGGUCCCGUGCGUAUGCCUACCCGAACCCUUCGUAUCACCACCCGUAAGACCCCUUGUGGUGAGGGUUCCAAGACUUGGGACAGAUUCGAGAUGCGUGUCUACAAGCGUGUCAUCGACUUGCACUCUCCCUCCGAGAUCGUAAAGCAGAUUACAUCUAUCCACAUCGAGCCCGGAGUCGAGGUCGAGGUUACCGUUGCCGAUUCAUAAUUAUUGAAGCCUGUGUUAAGAGUCCAGGAUCAGAUCUGCUUCAAUAAAUAUGUAGUUAUCUACUGGAAUUAAUUUAAGAA